AUGAUCUAUGAAGGCAAAUAAUCCAUCUUCAGUCAUUAAGAUUAGUAUGCUUUGAUUAGACUAGUGAAUUCAGAAGAUGAUGGAACCACUAAGAAACAUGAAGAAGGUAAAACAUCUUUCACAUUAAAAUUGGCUAAAUAAUUAUCAACUUCUGGAAUAGGUGAUUAUUUGGAUAGCAUAAAUGUUUUUUUAAGUUUUCUACUCCCAGUGAUUCAUUUAAUAGAUUGUUACACAUGGGAAUAGGGUGGAACUUAAGAUGUAGGAGAAGCUUAGGCAUAUAUUACAGUAAAUUCAAAAAAAUAAUAAGUUCUUAGAUUCCUGAAUUAAUAUGUUACAUUUAUUUUCUUCUUGAUUUUGCAAUUAACUUUUACCUUUCUGAAAAUAAAUUGUUCUUUACUUUCCAAACUACAUCAUUAGUUGAAUAUGUUUCAAUAUUCCCGUCUUUACUAGCAAGAUUGAAUAUAAUCACAGGUUACAAGUAUAUUUACUUGUUAAGAGUACUACGAUUUUUAUUGUGCUAUAAAUUAGAUAAGGUUUUAUAGCGUUAAUCAAUGGAAGGUAGUUGAUAGAUUUGAUUUAGAGUAUUUAGGCUAGCUUAUAAACCAAUAGUAACAGUGAUGGCUAUAAUUAUUAUCAAUUCGUCAAUACUAUAUGUAGUAGAACAAGAUUAUUCAAUAGUAGAAUACAUUUAUUUUAUGGUUGUCACUAUCUCAACAGUUGGUUUUGGUGAUGUAUAUCCUACAACAAUAUAUGGAAGAUUUUCUAUUAUUAUAGCAAUUCUAAUUAUGUUUUUAGUAUUACCAACAUAAGUAGAAAUGCUUACUCGUGUUUACAGUUUAAGAAGUUAAUUUGCAAGAAACAAAUAUAUUACCAAAACAGAAUAAGAACAUAUUUUAUUACUUGGAUCCUCUUAAGUUGAAGGAUUUAAGACUUUUUUGAAUGAACUUUAUCAUAGUGAUCAUGGUUUGAAUGACAUUAAUACUGUCAUUUUGUAAAAUUAAGCUCCAACUGAAGAAAUGACUAUUUAACUUAAACAACCUGCUUUGUCUUAAAGAGUGAUAUAUUUAGAAGGGCAUCCAUUAUAAAAUAAAGAUUUGGAAAGAUGUAGUUCCAAAGAUUGUAAUUGUGUAAUAGUAUUGGCAAAUAAGACAAGUCAUACUCCAAAGAGAGAUGAUUAUCGAAAUAUUAUUCAUGCAUUUGCUGUUAAAUAAUAUGCAAAAAAAUAGAAGUCUCGAAAAGGUGCUAGAGUGUGUUUAUAAGUCUUAUAACCAUAGAGCAAAGAUUUAUAUUUUAAUUCUUUAGGUGGCCAUGAAACAGACUAAGUAAUAUGUGUAGAUGAACUUAAAUUAUAUCUUUUAGGUAAAACAUGUCUAUGUCCUGGAAUCAAUACUUUAAUUUCUUUUUUAAUUCAAUCAUCAAAGCCUUCUUAUGAUAUUACAAAGUAUGACAAAAAUAAAUCUGAAUGGAUUGAUGAUUAUUUAUGUGGAAUGCAAAAUGAAAUUUAUAGAGUACCUUUAGAAUCUGAAGCAUUUGUAGGUUUGACUUUUAGUUAAGUAAUAAUUAUAUUAAUAUUCUUUAGAUUUCAUAAGCUAUUUACAAAGAAUUAAAUAUCAUUUUAUUUGCUUUAGAAGUUGAAUUAGAAUCAGGAACAAAUGUAUUUGUCAAUCCAGCUGAUUAUUUAUUUGAAGAUUAUUUGCAUUAUGGAUAUGUUAUAGCUACAGAAAUGCCAAGCAUAGAAUAGAUUCAAUAGACUAAAUUUCCUGAUUAUAUUUAAAAGAAUUAUUGUUUCCCUAAUGUACAAAGAUAAACAAAUAAUAAAAAUGCACUUCAGUAAGAGACAGAAUAUUUAAAAGAAAUAUUGAGUGAAGGUAUUAAAGACGAUAGUUAGAAACAUACUUCUUAUUAUUAAGUCAAGCCAUAGACUAUUACAACUGGACUUCCAAAAGUAGGAGAUUAAGAAAAAUUUGAAAAUCAUUUUAUUGUAUGUGGUGUUGUCACAGAUAUGAAAUAUUUGAUGAUGCCUUUAAGAGCUAGAUCACUUAAGAAUAUACAACCUAUAAUAAUUUUAAAUUAAGAUUUGAUACCAACAGAAAUCUAAUUAUAAAUUAAUAAAUUUCCUAAAGUAUAUUUUUUAUAAGGAUCUCCUUUAAAUACAGAAGAUCUUAAAAAAGCUUGUAUUUAAAAAGCAUCAGCCUUAGUGAUAUUAUAAAAAUAAGUUGAUUAAGAAGAGGGAAUUUCAAAUAUAGUUGAUGCUGACACAAUAUUUAUUUAUAAAACUGUUAAACUUUUAAAUUAGAAUAUCAAUAUAAUCACUGAAUUAGCUUCAAUUUCCACAAUAUCAUUUUUAUAGAUAUCAAGAAAUAAUUAUGUUCAAAAAUAUGAUUGGUCUGUUAGUGAGCCAUUUGCUUCUGGAGAAAUUUAUAUUUCUACAAUGCUUGAUACUCUAAUCUGUUAAGCCUAUUAUAAUCCAUUUAUUACAAGCAUUUUUGAUUAGAUGAUUUUAGGAAGUGCCUCUAUGAAUAAGAAAGUAUAUAUAAUUUAUUUAUAUUUCUUAGAAUAAAAAGCUAUAUCAAACAUGUAAAUUAUAACAAAGUAAUCUAUUUUUGAUAAAUGUACCACCUAAAUAUCAAGAGAAAACUUUUGGAGAACUUUUUGAGAUUCUUUUGACAGAAUAAAAAAUGAUUCCUAUUGGAUUAUAUAGAGGAGAGAAAGUUAAAAAUAACAAUAAACCAUAUGUAUUUCUAAAACCUCCAAUGGAUGUUGUACUUUAAAACAAAGAUAGAGUUUAUGUUUUAAGUGCAAAACAACCUAAAGAAAUAGAAACUAUUAUUGAUAAUGAACCUAAUUAAGGAUAAGAUAAUACAGCUUAAUAUUUUAAUAUAAAAUCCAAAUUGUAAGGAGAAGAGGGAAGAGUAGACAUUGAAUUUUCGAGAGAAUUAAUGAGAUUUAAUGAUAGAAUGAAAAAAUUAAAUAAACAAUUAAAUAACAUUAAUUAAAAAUUGUUCAAUUAAGGUUUGAUUCAUGAGGGUAAAUAUAUAACAUUAUAUAUCAUAGAUUUCAUUUCAAAUGUUCGAUCAAUAUUAAAAAAAGAAUUAGCCAAUCUUAACCCAGGAGUAUGA
Paramecium pentaurelia is the source of this 3119-nucleotide messenger RNA. The record is from the annotation of a GenBank genome assembly. Lineage: Eukaryota; Ciliophora; Oligohymenophorea; Peniculida; Parameciidae.